CGCCACUGAAUAAAGCAAAGCAAGCUUACAUUAGCACAUCCAUCCCCAAAGAAAACCCUUUUCUCUCUUGUUAUAAAAGGCUACAUUUCAUUCCUCUUUUCCCGCUUCCUUUCCUCUCCAAUAACAGAAGCAAUCGAGAACUGAGAACACAACAAUCUCUCAUCUCUCUCUCUCUCUCUCUCUCUGUGACAUAUUGAUAUGGCUGCUUCUGCUUCAAACUCAACCCUUCACUCACCCACCACUCCCAACACCACCUUCGUCCAAGCCGACCCUUCCAACUUCCGCGCCGUCGUUCAGAAACUCACCGGCGCCUCCGACGACCCCUCCGCCCCUAAACUCCCCCUCACUCUACCCUCGCGCCUCGCGGCGGCGCAGUCCCACCACCGCCCCGCCGUCGGCGGCGAGGUGAUCGGCCCAAAGAAGCCGAACUUCAAGCUCCACGAGCGUCGCAACGCCGCCGCGAAGAAGCUGGACCUCCCCAUCGACAGAGCCAUGAGCAUGAUGAUGAUGACGAGCCCUACGUCCUCGGUGGUUCGAAACAGAACACCAACAACGUUGGAGAACAUGAACAUGAUGAUGAUGAUGAUGGGCUCGCCGGUUUCCCCACUGGAGUUUGUGGCGCGUGGAAGUCCACGCACGCCCCACGAGGAGGAAGAAGAGAGAGCGAUAGCGGAGAAAGGGUUCUACUUGCACCCUUCCCCUCGAGCUUCUCAACCUCCUGAGCUUUUGCCACUCUUCCCUUUGCAUUCUCCCACUCACAACAACCACACCACCAAUUCCUAAUUAACCUUUUUUAAUUAUUUUAUUUUUUGUGAUGAUUUGGUUUCUUUUUAAUUUUACUGGUGCUAUGGAAUUAAUUAACUAAUUGUCAGUUUGAUGAUGUGUAUUUAAUAUUUAUGUAUGUAUGUAUGCUGUGGAAGGAGAGUUUAUGAAUGUGAAUGGUGACUGUUUUUGUGUUGAUUCUACGUUAAGAAAGAAACUUUGGUUUAGCA
This is a messenger RNA of Glycine soja, 992 nucleotides long. RefSeq names its product VQ motif-containing protein 11-like. The coding region runs from base 199 to 783 and encodes 194 amino acids. Lineage: Eukaryota; Viridiplantae; Streptophyta; Magnoliopsida; Fabales; Fabaceae. The record is from RefSeq and is a predicted model, not a curated record. The transcript has a single exon.